Messenger RNA from Puntigrus tetrazona (Sumatra barb), 4864 nucleotides. RefSeq names its product tubulin tyrosine ligase-like family, member 5 (gene ttll5). Gene Ontology annotation, molecular function: tubulin-glutamic acid ligase activity; tubulin binding. The transcript has 32 exons. Bases 180 to 3965 code for a protein of 1261 amino acids. Gene Ontology annotation, cellular component: cilium. Gene Ontology annotation, biological process: protein polyglutamylation; microtubule cytoskeleton organization. The record is from RefSeq and is a predicted model, not a curated record. NCBI's taxonomy places the organism in Eukaryota, Metazoa, Chordata, Actinopteri, Cypriniformes, Cyprinidae.
GCUGGUUGUUAUAGUAACAGGCGUCCGGAGUUUAGCACCGGUGUGGGUUAUGGAGCUAACAGUGAAUAAUUACACACAAGAGCACUCGAGCAACACAAACAGAUGAGUUCAGUAGAUUGGAUAUGAGCUCUGUCAAGCACACAUUGAGCUGACACACACACACACACACACACACGGAGAUGCCAGCCGCGAGAGAACAGAAGGACGAAUCCGAGUCAUCGUCUGAAGAUGAGCUGGAGAAACUUCCGUGCAUUGCCUGGAGUGGAGUCAGCAAGCGCAUUCCCGUGCUGCUCUUCUGUGCGGAAGCCAUUGUGUCUAAAGAUGUGGCCAUCCGCUCCGUUGGAGAAAAAUAUAACUUGGCCUUCAAGAUUGUGCGGACGGAGAGCCGUCUUGUCCGUGGCAUACUGGUCAAUCACGGAUUCCACGAGGUGCACCCAAAUAGCAAUGAUUUUAACCUGAUGUGGACCGGCUCACACCUGAAGCCCUAUCUUAUGCGAUCUCUGCACGAUUUCCAGAAAGUCAACCACUUUCCCAGGUCGUACGAGCUCACGCGGAAAGACCGGCUCUACAAAAACAUCCAGAGGAUGCAGCAAACCCACGGCUUUCAAAACUUCCACAUCGUACCCCAGACCUUUGUGCUUCCUGCCGAGUACCAGGAAUUCAGCAGCUCGUUCAGCAAAGACAAGGCCGCGUGGAUCAUCAAGCCAGUGGCGUCCUCCAGGGGCAGAGGCAUCUACCUGGUCAGCAGUCCGAGUCAGAUCCCGCUGGACGAGAAUAUUCUGGUGUCGCGCUACAUCAGCAAUCCUCUGCUAAUUGACGGUUUUAAGUUUGACAUGCGUCUGUAUGUGCUAGUGACCUCAUACGACCCUCUCCUGAUCUAUCUCUAUGAGGAAGGACUGGCCAGGUUUGCCACAGUGAAGUAUGACCACGCCACGUCAAACAUCAAGAACCAGUUCAUGCAUCUGACCAACUACAGUGUCAACAAGAAGAGCAGCGACUACGUCAGCUGCGAUGACCCUGAAGUAGAGGAUUAUGGGAACAAAUGGAGCAUGAGCGCAAUGCUGAGAUAUUUGAGGCAAGAAGGCAAAGACACCACAUUGCUCAUGGGCCAGAUUGAAGAUCUGAUCAUUAAAGCUCUUCUGAGUGCUGAGCUACACAUCGCCACGGCCUGCAAGAUGUUUGUCCCUCAUCGCUGCAACUGCUUUGAACUGUAUGGUUUCGACGUUCUCAUUGAUUCCAACCUCAAACCGUGGCUCUUGGAAGUGAACCUCUCUCCUUCAUUGGCAUGUGAUGCUCCUCUUGAUUUGAAGAUAAAGGCCAGCAUGAUCUCUGACAUGUUUUCUCUUGUGGGUUUUGUGUGUCAGGAUCCGUUAUUACGACAGCCGCGUCCCGACAGAGCUGGGAUUGAUUCAAGAAUGAAGAAUCCUUCGCAGAAACUUCAGCGUCAGAGACCGCCAUCCGCCAACACCGCCGACCCAGACGCUCAGAAAGAGAAACCCGGCACUAAGCUAGCGGAGAGUACCCUGAGUCUGACGGCAGAAGAGAUGAAAGUGCUGAGGAGGGUACAGGAGGAGUAUGACAGGAGGGGUGGGUUUGUUCGGAUCUUUCCUACUCCAGACACCUGGGAGCUUUACAGUGGUUAUCUGGAAUACAAGACGUCUAUGAACGCCAUGUUGGCUAAUAAACUUUUCCAUGGAAGAACAGCUUUCCCUGUCUUACAUGUGUCUAAAAUGAUCUAUUGUUCUUUGUUCCUCAGAACUGUGAUCUCCCGCUCGAGGAACAGGGUGAAUGAUAAUAUAUCUCUGGUUGUGGGGACCUUCUACACACAUCAUGCGGUCCAGUACGAAAGGAAGCUUCUUAGUCUGGAGGUGCGCAAGCAGAAGCGCAAACCCAGACGAGUCUCCGGCGGAAGAAGACGAACAGGUCUGAAAGCGUCUCGGUCCCCUCACAUGAGCGAGAAUGAGGACGGAGUGGAGGGAGAGACGGAGAUGAAAUCGCUUCGCCUUCACACAAACACUGCUCUGGAACAACCCUCACACCCCAAAGUCAACCUGCUCCACAUUCUCCAGCAGGGCUGGGACCUCAGUAAAGUUCAAGCUCGCAUGGCCUUCUCCUCUUACCUGCACCGUGUCCAGCUGCGCCUGCUGACCGAGAGCAGAGCCAACACAGGCCCGGCCUGGACACAGAAGGAGCACGAUCAGAUGGAGCUGGUGGUUCGCUUUCUGAAGAGAGCCAGCAGUAACCUGCGUCAGGACAUGUGUCUGGAGGAGCCCAGCCCUCAGCUGCGUCUGUCCGACCGCCAGCGCAUCCUCUCCCAUCAGCUCGGAAACUUCAUACAGCUCUACAACCAGGAAACCAAGCAAAUGGUGGAGAGUUUGGACAAGAUUCCAGACAAGGAUCGCUGCAUCAACCCCAGUGUUUUCCAGGAGUUCAUUCUAGAGGCGAGUGAAAAUGACUUGGAGGAAGUCCUUACGUUCUACACACAGAAGAAUAAGUCCGCCAGCGUGUUUCUGGGCACGAAGUGUGACAGCAGCAGAGUCAAGAGGACCGGCGACGAGAACAGAGAGGCUGCUGCGUGUAUGAACACAGACGCCUCGAAUGGUUCAGACAACACAGAUGCAGUCCGCAAAACCCAAGACACAGACAGCAGUGCAUCUCAAACCGGAAACCAGGACCACAGUCAAUUAACCCAGAGCGCAGAAACCUGUAGCGCAGCGAACAAAACCAAAUGCAACUCCUCGCAAAAUGGACACAUCCAAAGGAAAAGCCAAAGUGGAGACGGCACGGUUAUUGAAGUGCUGCCCAAUCCUUCGACCGCUGCCGAGACCGAAUCAAGAGCAUCACAAGAUGGAGACAAAACAAGAGAUGGAAACAAGACUCACACUUCUGCUGUCAGAAACAAGAGGGCCGUGUGGAGGUCAGGCAGCGAUCAGCCGAACGAUGCAGCUCUGGAGUGUGAGCACAUCGUGGUACAGCACUGCCUCCCGCCUCCUUACGUCCAGCCGCCGCCGCAUCCUCUGGCCAGCAGCUCGUCUGUGUGUGUCAGAUGGGCCUCGGCUCGCAGCGAGUCUCCUGCUCCAGCAGCUGCCCGAGAAACACCUCGUCCGGUCCAUGCGUGCAGCUUCGCUCCCAGAGCCAUCCAGACGUCAGCACGGCCGUCCUCCGCAGGAAACGUCAGUCAGAAGCCCAGUUUGAGUAAGUCCAGACCUGGUUCUGCUGGUUUGCUUAAAGAGACAGACUCUUUGUCGGCCCAGGCUCAGUCCAACCAGCUGGCCAUUGUAUCUGCUCUGCGCAAACUAGUGGAGAAACAAGCAGCUCGCCAAUACAGCACAUCCAGUCACAUCAGCCUUCUCACUCAGCACCUAACAAAUCUGAAUCUGACCAAUGGGCUUCUCAGCAGAGGAGGUCUCACGUUGAGUCCAGGGGUCCGGCACGGGCCUGUGAGAGCGGUUCAUACAGACACGACCGCUAGGAACUCUGGGCUCAGGGUUCCGUGUGAAGCCGAGUCUCUGUGUGACGUGGAUCUGCUCGGCCCUCAGAAGCCGCCUCCAGGUGCAGGAAACUACCAGCUGCAGUUCGCCAUCCAGCAGCUGCAGCAGCAGAAGCAGCGAUCCAGACAGCUGCUCGACCAGAGCCGAACACGGCACCAGGCCAUUCUGUCUGCACACACCCUCUCACCCGCUGCUUCAGCUCGACCUCUGACCCAGCCGUUCAGACGCACCUUCAACCAGCCGGGCCACGCCGGGCUCCUCACGCUGGCCCCCAAACCUCCCAGCAGCGCUCCGAGAGAAACACGCGUGCGCAAGAUCGUCACACACACGCUCCACAAAAAAGCAUUAUCUGAGCCUCCAGCCGGGCAGAGCAGCACCAGUGGACAGCAUGUGGUGUAUGAGGCUGUGUGUGCAAAGACAGGUCUGUCAAUGUACAGUAAACUCUUCCACGCUCACGGCUCCAGGAACAGAUGAAUGAGGCCAGAGGUCAGCUGCUCUGUGGGAUCGCUUUACAUGCCGAGAUCUUCUGACAAUCAUUAGUUCUGUCCCAACCGGCCUUAUGUGUAUUUUUUAGUGUGUGUGUGUGUGUGUGUGUGUGUGUGUGAUUGUACAUGAAGUCCUUUGCUUGGACUGGAUCUGUUGCACAGUCUGAAGGCAUCCUGCCUCAUGUGCAGUUGUCCAGGCUUCAUUUUACCUCACAUCUGAUGCCAUGUGAAGGUCGCGCGGACUGACGGCUAGCGACAGCUGCGGAACACGAGCUCACGAGAGCACACAUCACGCUUAUCCAUGUUUACAUGUACAGAUAGAAGAUUUAGACUCCAGAGUAAUGAGCUUUCAGCACCGCUCUUAACACCUUCCGUUCAAGUGCCUGGGUUCAGGUGUGAAGAACCGCUGGAGCAGCUCAGAUCUGCAAACGAGACAUCAACAUCCAAGUUUCUGUUCAACACUUGACCAUUUUUGACCAAUGUCCUGCUAAUACUUGAUGCACUGUGAUCAGCACUGCUGUGCCGAAGGGAUGACCUUGUGUUUUCAGUUUGAUUUUAGUUUCACGCUUCACCAGGCCAAAAUUGAAUAACUGACAGGGCCUCAUUCAUGCAGCCGAAACGGAACAAAUGAAUCGAGAGUAUCGAAAAAGAAAGAACAACGUACAAGAAUUUGAACGAGGCCGAUCAUGCGAGACUGAACUUAUGCAACAUAGUUUUAUCCUCAGGAUUUUACUGUUUAAGUUUGUACAGUAUUUUAUUUUGCAUUUUCUCUUCUGAAUUUACUUGAAUGUUCUUUGAAUUUACCCAUGACCAGAUGAAACUUGAAAAAUUAUUUGUGCAUUUAUGCUACUGUACAUUUUUAGCAUCCAUAAACUGGAGGAAAUUUCA